Schistosoma mattheei is the source of this 1403-nucleotide messenger RNA. NCBI's taxonomy places the organism in Eukaryota, Metazoa, Platyhelminthes, Trematoda, Strigeidida, Schistosomatidae. The record is from the annotation of a GenBank genome assembly.
GGUAGUAUACAGCGGUUGGGCGUGGAGAUGGUUCGUCAAUCAAGAUCUGAGUGGAAAGCUGGCUACUUUCGAAAGCUUGAGAAACAUUUGUCAGAGUUCGAUAAGUGUUUUAUCGUCAACGUAGACAAUGUCCGUUCCAAGCAAAUGCAACAAAUUAGGAUGGCGCUUCGGGGAAGUGCAGAGCUGGUACUAGGGAAAAAUACGCUGAUGAGGAAGGUCAUUCAGAAACAAAUGGGUCAAGACACUACUUUGGAGAAGCUUUUGCCGCAUAUUCGGGACAAUGUCGGAUUUGUCUUCACCAAUGGCGACCUUGCAGAUGUCCGUGAUAAAAUUGAGAAAAACCGUGUCGAAGCACCUGCUAAAGCUGGUGCAAUCGCUCCGUGUGAUGUCAUUGUGACAGCUCAGAACACUGGUCUUGGUCCAGAAAAGACUGCUUUUUUCCAAGCUCUUAGCAUACCAACAAAAAUUGCCAGAGGAGCAAUUGAAAUUAUUAGUGAUGUUCAUCUGGUGCGCAAAGAUGAGAAAGUUGGGAUGAGCGAAGCUACACUACUAGGAAUGUUAAAAAUUCAUCCAUUUACUUAUGGUUUAGUUAUUAAACAAGUGUUUGAGCAAGGUUGCGUGUAUGAUCCUGCUGUUUUAGAUAUAACUCCUGAAAUGAUAACCGAGAAAUUUGCCGCCAUUGUCCAAAAUAUUGCAUGCCUAAGCUUGGCUUUGGAUUACACAACACUUGCGAGCAUCCCACACGUGCUCGCAAACGGGUUUAAAAACUUGUUGGCUAUAUCUCUUAUGACAGAUUACUCGUUCAAAGAGGCCGAACAGGUUAGUUUAGUGAUUUUUUAAACGACUGUACUUGUGUUUUCGAAAAGUUGGGUGGUGAACUCCACUUGAGUAUUUCAGCUUUCAAUCGUUGCAGGCCUUACUGUAAAGUCAUACGGCAUUGCUAAAUGCAGGAUAACUUAGUAAUCUUAAUUCACUACCAGGUUACAAAUUAGUAGAUUGUUGAUGUGUGUGUAUUACAACCUCAUUACCGUUGUUUUAUGUCCUGGUCUCUUUUCGUUUUGAAGUAAUCUAGUAAUACGCAGUUCUGAAAUGUCUUAGAAGAACACGUUUCAUACUAGCCCAACAGUGGUUUGUUGACAAGUACUAUAGUCUCCCUGUGAAGUUGUUUGCUCGUUUCAUGUCUAAAUAGUAAAUAUUUCUUGUUCCGUUACAGAUAAAAGAGUUCCUAGCGGAUCCCACUAAAUUUGCUGCAGUCAUCACAUCCGCUGCCGCACCGGCUUCAACUACUACAACCAAGGUAGAAGAAAAAGCUGCACCUGCAGAGGUGCCUUCUGAAGAAAGUGAUGAAGACAUGGGAUUCGGUUUAUUUGAUUAGAUGUUUAAUAAAGAGUUAACUGGUUAUA